AUGCCAAUUUCUGCUAUAUUCAACAAUCAUAAGUAUCAACCAUUACAAUGCGGGGUAAAAACCUUAUCUGAUUUCCCAAAUGAAGUCAUCGUUGCUAUCCUUCAAAACUUGUCAAUUCCAGACAUUUUGACCAUGUCCUUGAUCCUCAACUACCGAUUGCGCACACUGACAAGAAAAGUACUCGUUGAAAAGCUGCUGGACAGCAGCAAAUGUCAUUUACGACUCUGCUUUGACCAAGAGAGUCAUUGGCGAUUCACCGUGGAUUUCAAAUUAACCAAGGCUACAGAGACAAGAUUAGCAUUCACUCCUGUGAAGCAAGUCAGUGUGAGAAUGUACACCUCCAAGCUCCUUCGUAAACCCGUCUUGUACAAGGCUUCUCUUGUUGGUCCUGAUUUUGUUGAGACUAACGAUGCGUUGUUGGUACAUAAUCUCAUCAAAUCAUCCUUGUCCCUGGAUAUCAAAGACACCGGUUUACAUCAACACCAUUACAGCUCGAAGCAGCAACGAGUCUUCUUGGCUUAUAAUAUCACCAAAACCCCACAGGAUGUCAUCAAGGAAAGACCAGGUGAACGUUGGGUAGAGCCAUUGGGAUUUGAGUGCUCGUUUGACUUUUUGGCUCAACCUAAAAAAAAGAUGCAGCGUGUCUUUGACACUCUCCACAACAGGCCUACUCGCAGACAGAUUGACAAAAAACUAUUCACUACAAGCACUAGAUUGCCAACAAACUCGCAGCAAUUUGCAGUUGCAGAGGCAGGAGGAUGGUGGCAGCAGAAAUACCAUUACAUGUCACCCGUUGAGAAAUCAAUGCGAGCUCAAAUGAUGCCAAUUAUCGGUGGUCUCACAGCAUCCACUUUGGAUACACCCAACUACUCCACUCAUGCAUGA
Messenger RNA from Mucor velutinosus, 885 nucleotides. RefSeq lists its product as uncharacterized. The transcript has a single exon. NCBI's taxonomy places the organism in Eukaryota, Fungi, Mucoromycota, Mucoromycetes, Mucorales, Mucoraceae. The coding region runs from base 1 to 885 and encodes 294 amino acids. Gene Ontology annotation, molecular function: protein binding. The record is from RefSeq and is a predicted model, not a curated record.